AUGCCACUGCCCACCUCGCCUCGUUGGUUGUGCGGCGGAGCGGACGACAAGGCCACCAACCUGGCCAACGCGGCGCAGGUGGUGGCCAAGGCCGCGGCCACUCACUGCACCUCCUCUUCUGCGGCUGUGCCGCUCCUUCUUUGCUUUCCUGAGCUGUUCUUGACGGGCUACAACGUGGGCGACGUCCUUCACCGUGAUGCCGAGCCGGUCGACGGCCCUUCCAUCAAGGUUGCCAACACUAUACGUAACAGUGUAGAAAAGCAUGUCUUGCGUGUCAUGGCAGAGCUGGCCAAGGCCAACAGAGUGCACCUCGUGUUUGGCUACCCGGAGAAGGCGGUGGACAACGACCAGACCACCACUACCUACUACAACUCGGCCAUCUUCAUCAGCGCCGAGGGCGAGGUCCUCCUCAACUACCGGAAGACGCACCUGUGGGGUCCCUACGAAAAGAAGUACUUCACGCCCGGGAGCAGCCUUGCGCCCGUGGUCAAGAUCGGCGAGGUGUCCGUGGGCCUGCUCAUUUGCUGGGACGUGGAGUUCCCCGAGCCCUCGCGCGUGCUGAUGCUGCGCGGAGCCGACCUCAUCCUGGUGCCCACCGCGUGCAUGACCAGCUUUGCGCCGGAGGUGACCGUCCGAGCGCGCGCCUUUGAGAACAAGCUCUUCGUGGCCUACGUCAACCGAGCCGGCGAGGAGAACGGAUCGCGUUUCUGCGGGCUGAGCUCUGUGGUGACGCCCAACGGGGACUGCGCGUGCAAGGCGGGCGAGGAGAGCGGCGAGCUGCUGUUCACUGACAUCGAACCGAAGCGGGCCGACUACCAAGAGUCGCGGGACCGCGACCCCAUCCACCUCGAACGCCGAACCGAGCUCUACCGCGAACUCACCCAAUAG
Molecule: messenger RNA, 888 nt
Organism: Acanthamoeba castellanii str. Neff
Lineage: Eukaryota; Discosea; Longamoebia; Acanthamoebidae
Product: hydrolase, carbonnitrogen superfamily protein
Exons: 9
Coding region: 1-888 (295 amino acids)
Molecular function (GO): hydrolase activity, acting on carbon-nitrogen (but not peptide) bonds, in linear amides
Source: RefSeq, a predicted model, not a curated record